CUACGAGGUACCUGGGAAAAGCUUGGGGACAUCGUGAGAGCUAGGACUGGAAGGGAACUGGGGACUCGGAGGUCUGGCUGAGUUUACUUUUACUCUGUAUAGAGGGGAGCUUCGCUGAAGGCGCUCAGCCUUCGUUAAGUCAUGGAGUGCCAGUUAGCUACCAGGAACCUUAGGCUCUGCAUUACAGCAGUGAGUAAAACUGGGUGUGAUUCUUGUCUUUGUGGACUUUCCAGCUCCUUGAUGCUGGAAAACAGCAAUGAUCACAUCUCCUCUUUAAUAAGGCAAUGCCUACAACUCCUGUAGGUUCUGUGGGGGGAAGAGAGAGAUAGGGAAACGUUUCUGAGCUUAAACUAGAGCAGAGAAAGAGGGAGAGAGAGGUAGAAGAGAUGUACAGAUGCAGCAUUUGGCAGCUGUGUUUAUGGCAGUAAGGGAGAGUGAACAGUCCGAGAUGACUCAGGGUUGGGAUAAAUACCUAAAUAUGAAGUGGAAGCAUGAUUAGUCUGGCAGUGGGUAAGAGAUGUAGUGCGAUCCAUGUGGAUUUGGUUAAGUUUAAGAGUCUUAUAGGACAUCCAGCUGGAAACGUUUACUGGGCAAUUGGAAAUGUAGUCUGGCAUUCAGAAGAAACGAUAGGAUUAUAAACUUAGAUCUGAGAAUUAGUUUAAGCAUUAUUUUUUUCCCAAAACUUUGUGGAACUAUGGAAAAUUCAGUGGUGCAGUUAAUUUGCAGAUCGGAGAGACAGGUACAGUCAGACUUACAUAACGUAAAGUCAAAGCAAGUGCAGGGGAGAAUGUGUUAAGUGCCACAAAAGUUUAAAAAUGCUGUGGGAGAGCCUGGGGUGGGCUGGGGUGUAGUCCUCAGCAAUUGUAGACAUUUUCCAGGUGUGGUGUCUGCUUCUCUACUCUAGUCUGUGUACAGUCAUUGGGGGAGAUGGGCAUAGGGCCAUGAAACAUUCCACAAGGAAAAGACAGCUUAUUAUUUAUUUGUGAUUUAAAACUAAAUCCCUGCCUCCAGUCAAGUCUCCUUAAAUCCAUCAUACAUACAGCCUUCAGUGUGGUCUGUAUAAGAAUCAAUUACAUUCCUUCAGUUACUGUCCUCAGGAUAGUUGAAGUCCUUGACACAACAGGUAAAACCUUCUUGUGUUCUGGUCCUGCCCAUUUUUCCAGCCUCAUCCCUUUUAUCUUUGAUAGACAUUUGGUCGUGCUGUUUCUUGACUCAGACAAUGUUUUAGAGUGGCAGUUUGGGACCAUAAUGUCACUUUUGCCUCUAAUAUCCCCCUGACCACUCUCUUGCUUGCUUUUUACUUGCUCUUUCAAACCUCAUAAUUCUACCUUCUGACACAUUAUUUUGUAAUUAAAUAUUUAUGUGUCUGUCUUUCCCACUAGACCACACACUUACGGCAAAUAUUCCGUAGUGUUUAAUUCCCAGGGACUUAACACACUGAUGGUUCAAUGGAAGUACGAAUGAAUGAAUGGGUAAAACAAUAUAUACAGUUUAAGUACUUUGGUGGUAAGAAAACUGAUAAAGGGAUUUGAACAAGAUAAGUUCAGAAAGACUUCUGGAAGAAGGUGGGUUUAAUUAGAAUACAUUUUUUUUUCCCCUACUCUCCUGAGAUAGCCAGUGUUAAAAAAUUUUAAGUAUAGCCUUCCGUAGUUGUUUAAUAGAUUUAUACAUAGAAGAAAUUAUUCUAGGGGUCGUAGGGGUGGUAGCAGUGGUGUGUAACUCUUGAUGCAUUUACAUUUCUUUGGAUGUUUUGUGUUUAUCUUUGAAAUAAUAUAGUGCUCUUUUUAAAUUAAGAAGGUAUUUUAUCCCCUAAAUCUUCUGAAGCAAAAUUGAUAAUCCAGGAAAUCUCAGUGUUACAUACUCUGUGGAACACCUCUAGUUUUGUUUUGUUUUAGAGAUUGAUUUAUUUUGGAGAGUGAGAGUCCAUAUGUUCAAGUAGGGGGAGGGGCAAAGAAAGGGGAGGGGAGAGAAUCCUCAACCCGACUCCCUGCUGAGUGUGGAACCCCAUGUGAGGCUUAAUCCAUCACCCUGAGAUCCUGACUGGAGCUGAAACCAAGAGUUGCACACUUAACUGACUGAGCCAUCCAGGCACCCUGGCACACCCCUAGUUUGAGAAGCAUGGCUUUAUAUGGUUCCUAUUCUAGCAGUCCCUGUCCCCCUCCGUGAGUCAGUGAGAGAGCAGCUGGCAGUAGUUAGUAGCAUAAUUAUCUCUUUGGGCCAUCCAGCUUUUAGAUACCUAAGAUUACUCUAUAGUUUUCUUUCAGCAGGAUUCUGGUCCUGUCCUGUGGCCCUAGAAGCAUGCUGGUUGGGGCUUUGGGCCACUAUUUUUUUGGUAUAAAUUCCAUUUUCUUAGGGAUUAGAUCAUAUUUCCUAUUCUUUGUCUUUGAUUCCCUUGAGCAACCUAGUCAUUCAUUCAUUCAUUCUAAAAUGCUUACUGAGUUUCUACUGUAUGCCACCUUGUGUAUUAAAUGCUGGGAAUUGGUGGUGGUCAGAAACCAGGUCACAGUCUCGUGGUGGAGAUAGCCUCGUAAGCGCACUAAUGUCUUUACCACAGUUAUAGAGAAGAGGGCACCAAAGAAAGGGAACAUGGUUCUCUGGGUAUUUGGUGAGGAACAAAACUCUUAGUCUGGCAGGUCAGAAAAGGUCUCCCAUGAGGAAGUGACACUUGAACAACUAAGCUCUGAAAGAUUGAAUUAAAUAGGCAACAAAAGGCAGAGAGAAGGUUCCAAACAGAACAGCCUAUGCAAGCAUCCUGUGGCAAGAGGGCACAUGGUACUUUUGAGAAACUGGAAAAAAAAUCAGUGGAUGUGGAGCAGAGAGAAAUGGGGAAGGGGCCGAGCAGGUGGGAGGAUGGCAUGGAGGGAGCUAAAGAGAUUAGCAGAGCCAAGAUCCUACCAUGGUAGGACUUCGUUUUUAUAUCCUAAUACUGAGGAGUCCAGUUAUCAUGAUCCUAUUUAUGAAUGAAAGAAACGUUGGGUCAGGUAGAGAAAAGAAUAGAAGGGGGCCAGAGUGAUAUUGGGCCUGGAGUUGGUUGACUGGAGUGUUAUGGUAGAGGGUGAGGUGGAAAGGAAUGCACAGGUUUGGUUGGGAGAUAAAGGCCACCUACUCGGUAAGUGCACCUUGAGAGAGAAGCUGAUGUCAGAUUGCCUUAGUCCAUUUGGGCUAUUAUAAAAGAAUUGCAGAUUGAGUGGCUUAUAAAUAAGGAAUUUCUCACAGUUCUGGAGGUUGGGAAGUCCAAGAUCGGGCACUACCAUGUUUGCAUUCUGGUGAGGACCCUCUUCCUGGUUUCUAGCUGCUGCGUUCUCAUCGUGUUCUCAUGUGGUAGGACCAAAGGGUCUCUGUCUUAUAAAAGUGGUCACAUCCAAAACAACAUCCAGUCUAGAGCCAUGCAUUUGGGUGCCCUUAAGUUUUGUAUCUUGCACAGAAGUUGGCCAGCUUUUUCCUUAAAGGGCCACAUAGUGUAUAUUUUUUAUUUUGUGUACAUAUGAUCUCUGUUGCAAAUAUUCAGAUCUGAUCUGGUCAUUCAAAAGCAGCCAUAGACACCAUACACACAAAUGGGUGUGGCUGUGAUCCAGUAAAACUUCUUGGACACUGAAACUUGAGUUUCUAACAUUUUCUGCGUUUCACAAAAUCCUGUUGUUCUUUUGAUUUUUUUUUUCCUCCCCAGCUAUUUAAGAAUGUAAAACCAUUCUUAGCUCAGGGGCAAACAAAAAAUAGUUGCUGGUCUGCUAGAAAUAGCUUGACCAACCCCUUGAUCUAGCAUAUUUCUGUGGCAUUGUCUCAGAGAAGCACUUGGCUGGUUGCCCCGCAGAGUUCUGUCUUUUGGAUUUGUCUGAUUGCUGUGUGCUGGUGUUCAGCUUGUCCUCUAAUUUCCUGUACUUCCUGUAAAGUUGAAGUUCUAUCUGAAGGCUAAGCAAUUCUGAAAUAACUUUAAAUGCCCUAUUUAUUGUCCAUUUGUAUCCCUAGAUUAUAGGUAAUGGUGAUAGGACAUGCUUCACUGAGCCCAGUGAGGCAUCAGUCUGGAGAUGUGGUUUUGUUUUAGCUGCAAGCAGUUUUCCACUCUUGUUUUGAGAACUAAAACUCCAUACUGGAAGUAGUUUUUAGCAGUAAAGCAAUUACUGCUUUUAAAGCCAGCCAGUUAAAAAAAAAAAAAUUAGUGGAAAAGAAACAUCACUGAUCCUUACAAGAUUACAUACCACUAAGUGUAUGACUCCCUCAACACCCCCCCUUCCACAGGAGUAAUUUUCUACCUUGUCUUUUUUCUUCCUAUCAUGCUCUCACCCAUCUUUUAGUUUUUCAAGCUAGAAAUUGAUUCUCAUAUACUAUUUUAGUUUUUUUGAGUUUGUUGACAACAGACAUAAUUGUUGACAACAUAGGAACUUUUUUUUAAGGUUUUAUUUAUUUGAGAGUGAUCAUGAGUGGGUGGAUUGGGAGAGAGAGAGAGGGAAAGAGAGAAUCUUAAGCUGACUCCAUGCCAAGCAUGGAGUCCAACAUAGGGCUCUAUCUCACUACCAUGACCUGAGCCAAAACCAAGAGUCAAAUGCUUAACUGGUUGAGCCACCCAGGUGACCCUGUGAUAGAAACUUGUUAAUUGAAAAUAGAGUAUCCCUUAUUAUAGAUUAGGACAUUUUGAACAAGUUAAAUGAGUAGGAUUUUUGAGUGACUUUAUUUUCUUAGUUGCAUAAUGAGUUAGGUAUAAAAAGAUGGACUCACUUUGACUAUUUAAUAAUGAAUUGAGAGUGCUAACCACUGAAGGUGUUAUGGCACUGUAGCUUAUGUUAACUGAAAUUCCCUGCAUUACUGGCCUAUUACAGGAUGUAUACUGUGCUCAGUAAUAAUAGUAAGUACAUUUUAUAAGGCUUUUUUUUUUUUAAGAUUUUAUUUAUUUAUUCAUGAGAGACAGAGACAUAGGCAGAGGAGAGGCAGGCUCCUUGGGGAGCCCGAUGUGGGACUCAAUCCCAGCAUCAGGUCCUGAGCCAAAGGCAGAUGUUCAACCCAGGCGUCCCUUUUAUAAGGCUUUUAAUUUGCAAAAUACUUUCACAUUCAUUUUCCAGUUUGAGCCACAUUUCGCCCUAGAAGGAGAAAUGUUAUGCCCUCUUUAUUAGUGGGGAAACCGAGGCCCAGAAGACCUACUGAUUUGCCCAACAUCAUUCAGUUUAUUCUUCUUAAGGCCAGGAAUUUUCAUUCCAGAGUCCAUUCUCUUUCCAUAAUUGCAUUUCCUCCAUUUCAUUGUAUUUCCUGGAAAUUUGCUUACAAAUUUAUACUUUUUUGGCAAUCAAACUGAACUUUUCUUUGACCCUUCCACAUUGACCUGUUAAUUACCUUAACCACCCUGUAUGCUGGUGAGUAGGUGUGUGGGGAGUGGGAGGCCCAGAGGCCAGCCAGUAUAGGAGAGGAGAACUUAGAGAAACAGAAGUCCAGAUAAAGAAUGUAUUUGCCUCUUAGAGGAGGAAAAACUUCCUCUUAACCUAUUAGGUACUGUGGCUGGUCUAAGAAUUAAACUGACAUAAGACAUUACCAGGAGAAGAGCAUAGACAUUUUAUUUUUUGUGUAUAUGGGGAUCUUCAGAAGGAAAAUAAACCCCAAAGAAGCUGUUAGGCCUAGAAGCAUAAGUGGCAAUGUGAUAAAAGGGCUUAAAUUCUCUAAGUUAUGGGACAAUGACUAGGAAGUAUAUGAGGAAAAACUAAUGGAAGAUGAUGAAGGUUAUUUGGGUUUGUUUGUACAGAUUCAUUUUGACUUUUACUCCUGCUCUGAUAUCUAAUACAGAGAUAACAGUAUUCUUCUGUUCUUGAUAUAGGGAGGGUAUCUUUUUCAUGGGAAAUUUUGUGACCUACUUUUAUUAGGAGGGAGAUCAGAGAGCCUGGCCUGCAUCUGCUCUUUCUCCAGUGUAUUCAGCUCAAAAUAACCGAUAUGCCAAAGUGACACAUUAUGUUCUGACCCCCGUCUCCAAACCUGACUAAGGUGAAGCAUUCUAUUCAAAGGUAGAGAGCAGCUCUAACAACUGGCUGAGAAAUAAACUUCAGGAGAACCAUAUGUUGGAAAGAAAAGGACCAACGGCUAUAUCGGUAUCAACUUGACAGAUCCUAUGUUCAGAGGAAUUUAUAGGGGAGUUCAGAAGCAUCAAGAUGAUUUAAAAGAUGUAAUAGAGAGGGCUGUCCAGAUUGGAGUUAAAAAGUUUAUGAUUACAGGUGGAAAUCUGCAGGACAGUAAAGAGGCACUGCAUUUGGCACAAACAAAUGAUAUGUUUUUCAGUACAGUUGGAUGUCAUCCUACCAGAUGUGAUGAAUUUGAAAAGAAUGACCCUGAUCAUUAUUUAAUGGAAUUGUUAAACCUUGCUGAAAACAAUAAGGGGAAAGUUGUAGCAAUAGGAGAGUGUGGACUGGAUUUUGACCGACUACAGUUCUGUCCCAGAGAUACUCAGCUCAAAUAUUUUGAAAAACAGUUUGAACUGGCAGAACAAACAAAAUUACCAAUGUUUCUUCACUGUCGGAACUCACAUGCUGAAUUUUUGGAUAUAAUGAAAAGAAACAGAGACCGGUGUGUGGGUGGAGUGGUGCAUUCAUUUGAUGGUACGAAGGAAGCAGCAGCUGCCUUGAUUGACUUGGAUCUCUAUAUAGGAUUUAAUGGUUGCUCACUGAAAACUGAGGCCAAUUUGGAAGUUCUGAAAUCAAUACCUAGUGAAAAAUUAAUGAUUGAAACUGAUGCACCUUGGUGUGGAGUGAAAAGUACACAUGCUGGAUCAAAAUAUAUAAAAACUUCAUUUCCUACCAAAAAGAAGUGGGAAAAUGGGCACUGCGUAAAAGACAGGAAUGAACCCUGCCAUAUAAUAGAUCUUUCUUCCUUGAAACACAUUUUGAAGCUCCCGCAUGUUAGGAAAGGUACAAGUUACCGGGGCUCUCAAGAAGAAUCCAGCCAGUCUCUGCCCUGCACCCACCAGGCACUUUGGAGAAGAUACUGGAGUCCGACCGGGACCCCUGCCCUCCCAGAGCAAACCAGCAGAGAGGAUCAUAGCACAUAGCAGCCACCUCCCUUGAGGACAAAUAGCUUAAUGAAGGGGACACUUCAGCUGCUUAUGGG
Messenger RNA from Nyctereutes procyonoides (raccoon dog), 7077 nucleotides. RefSeq names its product TatD DNase domain containing 1 (gene TATDN1). Gene Ontology annotation, cellular component: cytosol. Gene Ontology annotation, molecular function: 3'-5'-DNA exonuclease activity. The coding region runs from base 6086 to 7018 and encodes 310 amino acids. The transcript has 12 exons. Lineage: Eukaryota; Metazoa; Chordata; Mammalia; Carnivora; Canidae. The record is from RefSeq and is a predicted model, not a curated record.